This is a messenger RNA of Schizosaccharomyces osmophilus, 501 nucleotides long. RefSeq names its product Hrd1 ubiquitin ligase complex ubiquitin conjugating enzyme E2 Ubc7 (gene ubc7). The transcript has 3 exons. Bases 1 to 501 code for a protein of 166 amino acids. The record is from RefSeq and is a predicted model, not a curated record. Gene Ontology annotation, cellular component: endoplasmic reticulum; cytosol. Lineage: Eukaryota; Fungi; Ascomycota; Schizosaccharomycetes; Schizosaccharomycetales; Schizosaccharomycetaceae.
AUGAGUAAGGCAAUGGCACUGCGUCGCUUGAUGAAAGAGUACAAGGAGUUGACUGAGAAUGGUCCUGAUGGAAUUACAGCAGGACCUUCAAAUGAGGAUGACUUUUUUUAUUGGGAUUGCCUGGUUCAAGGACCCGACGGUACUCCCUACGAAGGUGGGUUGUAUCCGGCGUCUCUUAAGUUCCCCCCGGAUUAUCCUCUAGGUCCACCCACAUUAAAAUUCGAGUGUGAGUUUUUUCAUCCUAACGUCUAUCCAGAUGGUACAGUCUGUAUUUCUAUUUUACAUGCUCCUGGAGAUGAUCCCAACAUGUAUGAGUCAUCAUCUGAACGAUGGUCGCCGGUGCAGUCUGUAGAAAAAAUCUUGCUUUCUGUGAUGUCAAUGUUGGCAGAGCCGAACGAUGAGAGUGGUGCCAAUAUAGACGCCUGCAAACUAUACAGAGAAAAUUAUGAGUAUUAUUGCCAUGUCGUCCGAAAGCUAGCUCGUAAAACUUUGGGUCUUUAA